AUGAAUAGAUUUCAAAAUCUUUUGAUUUCCAUCAACAUAGCUUCAAAACUUUCUGGAUUUAUGUUCAUUUCAUUUGAUUUUAAAUCUAAGAGGAUUGACUUUGUGGACAACUAUAUGGACAAAGUACUUUUCGUUUUGAGUUUAUUGUUGAGUUGCCUAGCUUAUGUGUUUUAUGAUGGAUAUUUCGAUCUUUACAACAUCGUUCAAUCUCAAAUUGUUGUCAGUCUACUUGAAAUGAACAAUAUUUUGACAGUGCUGACAAAACUUCAAUAUUUAGCAAUAUUAUCAAGUGCUUUUUUUCACUUUAUUACGUUGGUGAUUAAUAUAGUUGUCAAUCACAUAUUUAUAACGAUAAAAUGA
Messenger RNA from Clunio marinus, 360 nucleotides. The record is from the annotation of a GenBank genome assembly. Lineage: Eukaryota; Metazoa; Arthropoda; Insecta; Diptera; Chironomidae.